Messenger RNA from Humulus lupulus (European hop), 939 nucleotides. RefSeq lists its product as uncharacterized. Lineage: Eukaryota; Viridiplantae; Streptophyta; Magnoliopsida; Rosales; Cannabaceae. The record is from RefSeq and is a predicted model, not a curated record. The transcript is spliced from 2 exons. The coding region runs from base 78 to 746 and encodes 222 amino acids.
GUAACUCAGAUUUUAUCCCAACCCAAAACAACAUAUCAUUAUCUGAACUGAGCUGAGCUGAGCUCAACUACUCAACCAUGGCUACUGCCUCUUCCAUUUUUAAGUUCUCCUUUCUGAUGACCCUUCUAUCGGGUCUGUGGCCAGACCAGGAGACCUCCGUAGCAGUGUUUCCACCCACGUGUAAUCGAAUAGAGUGCCCAAGCUUCGAAACCAUUGAGGUGGGUAAUGGCUACGAAAUUCGUAAAUACAAUUCCACCGUCUGGGUUUCCACCUCCCCUAUUCAAGAUAUCUCUCUCGUCGACGCAACCCGUACUGGGUUUUUGCAGCUGUUUGACUACAUCCAAGGGAAGAACUACUACAAGGAGAAGAUAGAGAUGACCGGACCGGUGAUCACCGAGAUCACACCUAGCGACGGACCUUUAUGCGAAUCCUCAUUCGUUGUAAGCUUCUUUGUUCCAAAGAAGAACCAAGCAAAUCCAGCUCCUGCCAAAGGGCUUCAUAUUCAAAAAUGGAAGUCCACGUACGUGGCUAUUAGACAAUUCAGCGGCUUUGUAUCCGAUUAUGAGGUUGGAGUGGAAGCCGCCGCACUCGAAGCCAGCGUUGCCGGCACAAUCUGGUCUGCCGCCAUUGAGAAGAACCGUGGAACUACUAGCACUUCGGCUUACACUGUUGCGCAGUACAAUUCUCCAUUUGAGUUUAAGAAUAGGGUCAAUGAGAUUUGGAUGCCGUUUGAUCUUGAAAAAUGAUUGACUUGAAUAAAAGGAAUAAAUGAAGUUAGAAGUUGGGUUGAGCUUGGAUUUUGAAGUGUUUUGGAUAAUACCCUUUUAUGGUGAGUAAAGGAUAUUGCAGUUGUAAACUUGUAAUGGUUUACACAAGACUUAAUAAAAGUGAUGUAUUGUAGAACAUGGUACGAGGAUCAGAAGAGUUUUUUUCCCUCUC